CUUGACUCGAAGUCAGAACCAUUUGCGCGGUUGUAACCAAUUUUCAAGUGACGAGAGAGUGGGCGAAUUGAGCGCUUCUUAAUUUUGAUUUGAUUCACCUUUGUGGAGUUUUGCUGUCAGCGAGCGACAAUUCCGGGUAUUCAACACCCACUGCGUCAUGAUUGUGACACUUGCUGCUAUUUGUUAUUUGUAUAAAGAGUGUGCCUUCUACUGCCAGUACGUUAAAUGUGCAUUGGUACACAGUUGAACCUGACUGCUUAGCAUUUCCCAUUCCACGAUUGUCUCCCACUAAAACAACUCACAAAUCAGCUUCCCUUCGUGCCGCUUUGGCUACUUCUCUUCCACGUUUGUGUUCAGAUCCAGAUCAACAUAUUUAACCUGUCGACUUCAAGUUCUUCAAUCCGAAGCGUUACCUUUCGAAUCCACAUUCUUUCAUCUCCGGCUCGCCUGGUCGCAACGAACUUCACAACCGCCUCUCACUCUUUUUCCUCUCAACCCAGAGCAUCAUGCUGUCUGCUCCGCGGGUUUUAGCUUCCCUCUCAGUCGUUGCCACUCUCUUGCGACCAGUACUAGGGCAUUGCAAAAUCGUCACCGUAGCAUCCACGCUCAGCGCACCCGGACCUCAUAGCCACGGCUUUGGGAUUGAUUUACACAACAAGUACCCCUGGAAAGUCGGGCAACCUGGAGAUGCUGGCGCAGACGCACCUUUCUUCUCUCCUCACGUUGAAUACGUUCCUAAUCCCCAGCAUCCCUGCGGAGAACUCGUCACAUUGCCAAAGGGCCUGGAUGUUCAAUCCCACAUGUCACAAGCCGAGGCAUCUGGCGUUGCGACGACAGCGUCUGAUGGCUCGUUCGAAGCCCUGAUCUUUCAAGUAAACCGGGAUGGUGGUGGCGCAUGCACCUGUGAAUUUGAUACUACUGGUACUGCUAAGUCGUGGAAUCGCUGCAAGACGUUGGUCAAUCCACCCGGAAUUCAAGGAAUGUGGCAAAGCGACCGAACCAACCACACUGCUAAGUUCCAAAUGCCCAGCUCGACCGUUUGUCGAGGUGGUGUUUACAAAGACAAAUGUUUGAUGCGCAUUCGAUGCGGCUGGAAACUUCGGUUCGGUGGCUGUUUUGCUUUGAAGACACCUUCAAGCCCCCGACCGUUGAAACUUAAGGUGACCGGUGGCGGGUCAAGCGCGCCUUCAUCGAACGUAGAUUCCAUGGCCGCAAAGAUAUUUCAGAACAUGCAGGCCAAAGGCGCUCUAAAACCUACUGGUGGUGACAAAGCAUCACCCAAGCAACACCGAUCAGCGGAUGUCGCGCCUCGCGCGGAGCAAAACAAAUCCCAGGUCGAUGCAGUUGCAUUAAAGGUCAUGCAGUUAAUCAAGCAGCACAACAUGAAAGUCGUCCAGCCAAAGGCUGUCAUGUUGGCCAAAUCCUACGCGUGAAUUCAGUGGUUGCGACAUCUGAAAGACCAUAUAUAUUUCGGGUUAUUGUUUAUUUCGCUCAAAUGCAGUUUGUUGACGUAGUUUGGUAUUUAGUUUCAAUAUCUCUUGGGCCUCAGUUCAUGAUUUUUAGGCAAAGGUCAUCGGUCAAUAUGUUCGACCAGUCAGCAGUAGUAGUUACAGACAGAAACAGCUUUAUCUUUUCCCUCCUCUUUUCACAUUCUCGCAAAUAUUUCUCGCCAGUUUUGAUAAACUUUGGAAGUUUUACCGCAUCACAUAUCUAUUUGAUCUUUGACUCUCAAAUGAUAUUUUUCUCCUGAUCUGAGUAGUAGUGCUAUAAAGACUUUGAUUGCGCUACCAUUGUAGACUACUUUGCCGUUCAUUUCUAAUGUCAAUGAUCAUGGUUCUGCUUUCACAAC
This is a messenger RNA of Puccinia graminis f. sp. tritici CRL 75-36-700-3, 1849 nucleotides long. RefSeq lists its product as uncharacterized. Bases 507 to 1433 code for a protein of 308 amino acids. The transcript has 8 exons. The record is from RefSeq and is a predicted model, not a curated record. NCBI's taxonomy places the organism in Eukaryota, Fungi, Basidiomycota, Pucciniomycetes, Pucciniales, Pucciniaceae.